Messenger RNA from Drosophila eugracilis, 2009 nucleotides. It is a transcript of the gene bora, whose product is annotated as protein aurora borealis. Gene Ontology annotation, biological process: regulation of mitotic spindle organization; activation of protein kinase activity; regulation of mitotic nuclear division. NCBI's taxonomy places the organism in Eukaryota, Metazoa, Arthropoda, Insecta, Diptera, Drosophilidae. Gene Ontology annotation, cellular component: cytoplasm; nucleus. The transcript has 2 exons. The coding region runs from base 106 to 1722 and encodes 538 amino acids. Gene Ontology annotation, molecular function: protein kinase binding. The record is from RefSeq and is a predicted model, not a curated record.
CCAACACUGUUACAUUUGAAAAUACUGACAUCUGCUGCCAAUCGCAGCAGGCGCGCUUGUACCAUUUUAAUAAUUCGAAAUUAGAUAAAAUUUUUAUUGGACAAGAUGUACAACGACGAGGUGCGAACGCCGCAAGCCCUCAAGAAUCGAUAUUUCACGAAUCUCAGCGGCCUGAAGUGCAGGACGCGCAGGAAUAGCCACACAAACAGCAACAAUUCGACGGCGUCGUCGGCAACGCCAACGAAUGGCGGCAAGGAAAAUGGAAAAUUUAGCCCCCAGAUGUCGGGCAGUGUAUGCACCCCGCCCCCGAAAAGGCUGCACAAGGUGAGAAAUCCCUUUGAGGGAGCAAUGACUGAUCGCUUGCACCUGCCCCUUAUUGCAAGUCCCUCGCUUUUCCGCUCGAGGACUCCCCAACUUUCGUCGACUCAAUUCGAGUGGAACAUAGACGAGGUCUCUCAAUUGAAACCUGCCGAUGUCGAGCCCCACGAAACACAGUUCCACGAUUCUCCUGAUCCUGAGCAGGAAUCUAAAGCCCAGCUGGCCAUCAGUGCCUUCUUCAAGGAAUCACAUAUUGUGCCAAGUCCUGUGGAUUGUCCGUUGAGGAAACACAGAAUAAUACUUAACCAUAACGAGGACAACACCCCCAUAUCGAAUAAGUCGAGGAGAAAGAAGGAUUGCGAGGUGCAAACGGAAUUAACUUUGCCUCCGAUACUGCCAAAAGCUCUGGAGGAUGCGCUGCGUCCGUAUUUCCAGCCACAUUUGGCCGCCCGUCUUUCCGGCAGAACCAAAUCCACAGGUGGUAAUGACAUUUUCAACAGUUCCAUGCGCAGGAAACUCUUUGAUUUGCACAAUGUUGUUGUUUUGGGCGAACAAGAUCCUGGAGAAGAACAGUCAUCGCCCAUGGUGGGUUCUAGUCCGCAGGGUAAGCAAACCAUGUUUGCAGGCAGACUAUCGGACUCUGCUUCCGGAGAAGGAAGCUUUGGUUGUCUUUCACCCAUUAGAAAUCUCUGCGGUCUGCCUCCUGGAACUCCGGAUGAUGGCAAUUGCUCAGAAAAGAGAAAACUUCUAAUGCAGGAGCUGGAACUGCCAUCGCCCAUAGCUCCAUCUGAACACCUUAGUCGAAGAUUGGUGUACUCCAAGGUGGAGGUCAGCGUUACGGAGCAGCAAGACACGCUGUCGGAGCGCACGGCUUUGAGGUUUACGCCUGACAGGAGCUCUUCGCCGAUGGGCGCUUUGGAACACUCGGACUGCAGCAUUAAUCAGCGGGUUAGUCGGCUGCGAGUGAACAGCACACGACAGGUGGUGAUUGAGGCAGUGGAUCAGCCGCUGUUCGAGGAAAGCGAAGAAGAGGAAGAAUCUGAGGAGUACGAAGAGGAGGAAGCCGAGGUCAUGCAACUAUCCACCCUAAGCUUUAACUGCAGUUCCUCCAAUUCAGAUACUCCGCGCGGACAUAAAAGACAUAGGUCGGCACAACGCAAGAACCUCUCGCAGUCAUUUAGUGCCAAUAUGGAGGAGGAAGGGGAGCAAGAGAACGAUCAGGGUUCUAUCCAGCCGGCAGAGCCACCUUUGGUUGUAAUGCCACAGCAAGGACCAAGGAUUCCGCUUUAUCGUGCCGACAGCGGCUUCAACGAGACUUCUAGCACCUCGACCUUUGCCUGCUCGCAGGAUCUGCCUCUGGAUGUCUCCAUGGUCUGCUGCUCAACACCCUCGACCCGAUCUUGACCUCUGCAAAGCGCUAUUCUAAGUUGUAGGCCCUAGUUUAGUAGGCUUUUAAUGCAAUAACUCCUUUUCCCAGGCUACAGAGAGGAAGACUCGUUUUUUAACUGCAAUGUACACCCACCGUUUAUAUAUUUUGUAUUCGUAACUCGUUGUUCUUAGUGAAAAUUGGCCAAAUAGUUAGUAAGCUGAGUGUUUUGUCAUUUCAUUAAUUCAUUGUCAUUAUUUUAUUUAGGGAACUUAAUAAAAAUCUUUCGAUGCCAUAUUUAGUUCAAUAGAUAAAAACUACGAAA